Messenger RNA from Moneuplotes crassus, 833 nucleotides. The record is from the annotation of a GenBank genome assembly. Lineage: Eukaryota; Ciliophora; Spirotrichea; Euplotida; Euplotidae.
UCAGCAAUAUGAAGCUUAUAUUCAGGAAGAGUACCAUAGAAUAGCUUCACAAUACCCAAAUAUUUUCAUGACUCGGGAGGAUCUUAUGGAGAAAAUGAACAUUCCACAGAAUACUCCAGAACUUGUUAUAGUAAGAGCAAACAACAAGGGUACAGGGUUCAUGAGAAAUACCUAUGACGAGAGAUAUCUCCGCAAUCGUAUCACUCAGGAAGACUUCCUCAACAUUAUAGAUUAUGCUUCUGGAAUUAUGAAAUAGACUUUAUAGUGUCAAGAGAAACGCCGAUGCUAUGAAAACCAAUUGGAAGAAUAAAGUAUUUUAUGGCAGUGCAAUCAUUUUCUUAGUUAUAUACAUGAUGAUGGCCACUUACUCUCCUGAUGUAGGAGAGUCUGCAGUCUAUGAUGCUAUUCAAUUCACCGCUCUUGGUAUUUCUUUGAUCUGAAUAUUCUAUAUUUCCUUCUUUAACUUCAUCAAAAGUCAAUAUUCUUUCAGAUCUUACGAACAUAUGGUUAAAAAGCUAGAUCCCCUCUUUGAGACACUCAACAAAAAUGAUGUAGGAAUCGAAUGGUACGUUGUCCCAGGUCAUUAUUGGCUGGAAGUAAGAAUUUUACCUAUGAAGAAAAAGAAAUGCAAGCCUCUUUUUAACAAAGAAAAUGCCCCUAUAGCUCAAAAAUCUUUCCUGGACUCACGUAUGAUCCCAAGUAGGCUAAGCAAUGCUUCUAAGGUCAAGCAGGAAAAGCCAGGGGAGCCCAUGAUGAACAACAUUGUGAGUGAUGAAAGUGAGAAACCUUAUAUUUUCAGUAACCCACUUUCCUCAGUUCAUAAUGAUUUAUAA